UAAAAAAAUUCAUGCAAAAGACAGUGAUAUUGGAAAAAAGCAACAAAACUUCAAGUGCAGUUUGUGUAACUACGAAAAUUCUAUAAAAUCCAAUUUAAUUCUUCAUUUCGAAGAAUAUCAUGCCAUUAAAAUAGAGCAACAAGAUCUUCACUUUUCUAGUGAACUAGAAUUUCAAAAAUGGAAAACUGACAUGGAAAAAAAAGAAUUUUCUUCAUAUGUCACAUACAGUCAUCCAUAUACGACUGCAGAGGGCAUUAAGAAACAGAGUUAUAUUUGCCAUCGUUCAGGUUUUUAUGUGAAAAAGGGUAAGGAUAUGCGAUAUUUAAAAACCAAAGGAAGCAGAAAAAUUAAUGGAAUAUGUCCUUCUCGAUUGAAAGUUUGUAUUUUACCAGAAAAUGGCAAUGUUAAAAUUAAUUUUAUACAAACUCACAUUGGUCAUGACAAUGACUUGGGUCAUUUGAAUAUUACUAAAAAUGAAAAAAUAGAAAUAGCUAGUAAAAUUGCUUCGAAAAUUCCUCUUGUUUGCAUAUUAGAUGAGAUUAGAGAUUCUGUAACUAAUAAUAAGUUGGAAAGGAUGCAUAUCUUAACAAGAAAAGAUCUUCAUAAUAUAUCACAAACUUUUAAUUUAAAUUCUGAUGGAAUUCGCCAUAAAAAUGAAGUUAUAAGUAUUGAAUCCUGGAUUGAAGAAGCCAAGAAUAGUGGAAUAAUUUUAUAUUACAAGCCACAAGGGGCUUUAUGUAAUGAUUUUCCUUGUUUAAAAAAUGAAGAUUUUCUGUUAAUUGUUAUGCAUCCUGGUCAACUGGAAGUGUUAGACAAAUACUCAGAAGAUGUAAUUUGUAUCGACGGAACACAUGGACUUAAUGCUCAUGAUUUUGAACUUACUACAUUGUUAAUAUUGGAUGAUAUGAGGGAGGGAUUUCCUUGUUGUUUUAUGAUUGGAAAUCGGUCUGAUGAGGAAAUAAUGACUAUUUUUUUCAUGAAGAUAAAAGAAAAUUUAGGAAGAGUAAUCAAACCCAUGGUUUUCAUGUCAGACAUGGCCCAAUAUUACUAUAAUGCAUGGCUCCAAAUUAUGACUCCAGCUAAAUUCAGGCUAUUCUGUUCCUGGCACGUAGAUAAAGCGUGGCGGAAAAAUCUAAAUAAAAUUGAUGGUCAAGAGCAAAAGGUUAUCGUAUACAAACAGCUACGUACCUUAUUACAAGAGACCGAUGUUACUUCAUUUAGGGAUAUGAUACAAAAUUUUCAAAUUUCUCUUCUAUCUUCUGGUAAUACCCAAGAAUUUGGUCAAUAUUUUCAAAAAUGUUAUCUGCACAAUAUGGAAUCCUGGGCGUACUGUUAUCGCUUGCAUGCAGGAAUAAAUACAAAUAUGAGCAUAGAACGAAUGCAUCAAACGAUUAAAUAUUUGUAUUUAAAUGGAAGACAAGUACGAAGGCUGGAUAAAACUAUCAAUAUCUUGAUUAAAUUAAUUAAAGACAAAUUGUUUGAACGGCUUAUUACGUUGAAUAAAGGUAAAAUAUCCAGCAAAUUACGAGAGUUACGGAAAAGGCACAAAACAAGUCUUAAUUUAGAUAUGGACACCAUUGUCAUGUCUGAAAUGGGCUGGGAGAUACCAUCAAGUUCAACCAAUGAUAUCUAUUUAGUUCAGAAAAACAAACCCAGUUGUGACUGCCGAUUAGUCUGUGAUUUGUGCCAAUCCUGUCUACAUUCAUAUUCCUGUACAUGCUUGGAUAACAGUAUAAGAUGGAAUAUGUGCAAACACAUACAUCUUGUGUGUCAAUUUAUGAAAGGCCAUCAAAUUCAAGAUACUAAUGCAGAUGAAGAACAUAUAAUAAAUACAGAUGAGGUAAAAAUUAAACAAGCUACAGAGCAAGCUAAAUUUGUGGAAUUUGUGAGUAAGUCUUGUAAUAUUAAUCAAGAAAAAACGUCCAAACAACUGGAAGUUGAAAAACAGAAAUUGAUAGAAAUACAAACCCAAAUAAUUCAAAAUAUAACAACUUUUGAACAACUUGAGGCAUUUAAAAGUAUUACAGCACCCUUGGUGCCUACAUUAAGGACAUUAGCAGAACAUUCUGGAAAUGAAUUUAAUAUUGUGGCACUAUCUCAUGGAACACAAAACAUUCCACACAAUAAAAAAGUAGUUGCUCAAAAACGUUUAUUUUCCACCAAGAAAAAAACUACAGUCAAAAAAAAAGCUGUUAUCAAAACCUGAUGCUGAAGAAACAAAUUUGAUAGCAAAUCAAUUAAUGCUACAAGUAAAUAAUGUGCUCUUUAAUUAGAAUAAAAUCUUUAUUUGUAUACAUUAUUAAUUUGUUUGAUUUUCUCACCUAUUCUAAUUCAAUUUUUUUUAAUCCAUAUUGAAAAUAUUGUAGGCAUUAAUACUUUAAAAACAUUUACUAACGUACCUACUCUGAAAGCAAUUUAUGAUAUUAUGUCUCUUGUAACAUUAAUUCGUAAUUUCAUCAGCACCAAUAAUAUUUAUUAAUACAUAAUAUAAUAAUUUCAAAUUCACAAUAAAAAUAAAACAUAACCUUAUAAAUAAUAUUAUUGUUUGCAUUUUUAUUUGACAUUUCAAUCGAAUGACCUUGAGAAAGCCAAGGAGCAAAAAUAUUUUAUAAUUUCUAGACGCGAGUAGAAAACUCUUGGAUAAACAAGGUUGCAGAAGCUAUUAUAAGAAGACCUUAGGAUAGAAGAAGAUUUUUUGACCUUAAAUACAGUCGGAAAAAUGAAAC
Molecule: messenger RNA, 2726 nt
Organism: Diabrotica virgifera virgifera (western corn rootworm)
Lineage: Eukaryota; Metazoa; Arthropoda; Insecta; Coleoptera; Chrysomelidae
Exons: 3
Coding region: 191-2206 (671 amino acids)
Source: RefSeq, a predicted model, not a curated record